UUAAACCAUCAGAAACCAGAGUGACUGUUCCAUUCUCAUCUGUGCUUUGAUGUAGUUCCAGGAUGAAACACAGUGUUUUAAACAUAAACACUGUAUUGGUAACACAUGUGAUCCCAGAUGUAGUUUUGUCUACUCAGUUUAGUAAUCAGGAAUCACAGAGGACAUGCAUGCAUUGUUGUACUCCUGUUGUUGGGGUUCUGUGGUUUGGAGAUGUGAGAGUGGAGGCUCUGUACAGCAAGGUAACAUUCUUGAAGUUAAACUCCAGAGGUGAGUUUAACUUUAACUUGAGCUUGAGCUCCAGUCUUACUGUUUUUCCUUCCACAGGAUGGCACUGCCACAUCAAGGAGCCUUUUCUCUGUUGUGUCCUUCAGGUGAUGCUUGAGGAACACUCUACAUGGUGUCCCUGUCACAUCUCCACAGUCACUCAGUAUCCAGUGCUUGCUUUGAAUCAGGAUGGUUGAGUAGUAAUAAGCUGUAGUCAAUUCCAGUAAUUACAUACCUGUCUGCUUUCUCCCAUUGAUCCAUUUAAUCAGGAGUAGAUUAAUUGCUUCUUCAAAAUUCCUAGUUACUAAUUUCAUGUUAUGUGAAAUAGGAGUAGUGGCUUUAGAAAUAGGAAUACUGGCCUUACCUUUUCUACAAUGCUGACUUUUCAUACUGCAAUCUAAUUUAUAAACUACCCUUUAAAAAUUUUUAUUUUAAACAUAGAUUAUUUUUUUUGUCUUGUCUCACACCUUAGGCUCUUAACACCUAUUUGCACUAUAAGGAAGAAAAGGGAAAUUCAUGUGGAUGCACUUUAUCUUUCACCUGUUACUUGGAAAUCAAAAUUCCAUGAAAGAGCUAAGAAACCAUUAGACCUUUGUUACUCUUGGGUAGAAUGUAAGAAAGCUGGAAGUUAUCAGAUUGGAACCAGAAAGGUUUAUUAAAAUUGUCUGUUUACCUUAUGGUGAUGUUUCUGUAUUUGUAAGGAUCAAGAAAUACUGAAAAUGAAAACAGAGGGGAAUGUGUUCUUACAUUGAAGAUAAUCUUUUGCUUCAUGGGACACUGGUCACUCUUAUGGUAACUGGCCCAUUUGUCUUGGUAGAACAAAACCAAUUUAGCAAAUGUUUUGUAAUAUGAGGGUGGAGAGGCAGAAGUAAGCCAACAUAAAUUGGUUUUAAAAGUGAGACAGUAUAUCAUAUUUAAAAUUACUGAUAGGCAACUCAGCAAUGAAACCAUUUCUGCUUUUAGAGCAGACUAAAAAUAGUUAAAAUGUCAGAUCACUGCUCCAUUAAUAGAUCAUAACCUUCCUCUCAGUCUUGCUCCAAGUACAGCCAUGUUGCAAGUUCCCCUGCACAUUUUAUCUGGCCAGGAAGAUCUUGUAUGCCUCUAAUCCACAAUUAUAUGCUCUAUAUUUCUAAAUUUCUCCCUGAUUGUAGAAAGAAAGAUUGUAUAAAACAUGGGGAUGAGAGCUUCCUUUCCAUGUAAUAUGAAAUUGAGAAUGUAUUAGAAGAAAUAGAACUUCUUAUUCCUCUGAAAUUGCUGAGCACCUGCACUUUGCUGUGAGAUCUUCCUUACAAGAACGCUAAUUCAGGAAGAUACAUUUUAAAAGAACUGUUUGUUGCAAACAGCAACACUCCUGAAGUUGAAACUUCCUGGCCACAGCUGAAAUAGUGUAAUCAGGCAUUACAUUAAUAUGUUUAUAUUAAUAUGAAUAACAGUGUGGUAAUUUUUGUGUGGGUAGCAUGUGGAGAAGCGAUGGUGUCUCUAUAAAAUACGCAUCUCUCAUGGAACAAAGAUGCCAAGUCUAGCCCAAUGAAAGAAAAUGCAACAGCUUAGGGUUUUUUAUACUUAAGAAUUAGUGAAGUUAGAGAGGAUGGGAAGAGAAAAGACGAAAAACUACUCAUAUUUUCCGACAAGGAACAAAGAUGAAAGUCCAGAUGGACAAAAUGAUGAUCCAUGUAAAAUUCACCUACUCACACUGAACUAAAUUUUUCUUAGCUGAUGAAUAAGUAUAGAAAAGAAGUCUGUAACUAAAAAUUAAGAUAGAAAGCAAAAAUAAGAUUUUGUAGUUCUUUCUUCAUCCUUUGGUCAUGCAGUGAGACUACAGCGUGGACAGGGGUUGUACCUGACAUGCAGCUCUGCACCACAGGUACUGCCAGAAAGACUUCAUGAGAGAAUGGUGCUCUGCUGAAAAAUGAACAUUUCAUGAAGUUAUUUCAAACUUGGAGUUAAUGGCAUCUGAAUGCAGAACUAGCAGCCACAAAACAUUGUAUUGUAAUUCCAUUUUUGGGUGUUAAGCCUGUAUUAAAAUUGGACAUCCUUUUCUAAUUAUGAUUUGUGAUGUGAGAAUUCAUCUUCUUAAAAGGCCUUGGAGGUGAAAGGCACCAUGUAUAAUAAUAAUAAUGCAUGCUUCUGAGUUGAAAAAUUUGUGUCAAAUAUAUCUUCCUCCUCCUCAGCAAAGAACAACAGCAGAAAGAAUAUUAGCAAUGUUUAUUUUCAUCAUUUAGAUACUUUCAUUGAGCUGCCUUCUGUUGUCCAGAACUAAUCAAAUCUCUGAUGUCAGAAGCAGAAGCAGGGCUUUUUACCUUCUUUUAUUUUUUAUAUUAGUUCUGCUAGUUUACUAUGAUGUUUUUAGCACAGAGAGACUAUCUAGUGGUGUCUUUCUUAGUUUAGCACAGAAGUUUUUUCUAAAAUUACUUUCUGGGCUUCACCAAUGAGUACAACUAAGAAACAGAACAAACCUGAGAGGUGUAUUUUAAGGAUUUUCUGGUGAGAAUUAGUGUCCCAUUAAUGUUUUCUGCAAAUAAAUCCUGGAAACAAUCAAGUGGUGGUUGUGUGUUUUAAUUUUAGUGCCUGUAUGCCGGUGUUGCUGGCUGGCUGACCCACCAGAUGGAGCUCUGUACUCUGAGCUGCCACAAGCUCUGAUGUCACUUUGGCCAAGGGCUCUAUUGGAGAACACCCACACAUCGUGGUAUUCCUAUCUGACAAAAAUAACACCUAAAUUCUGUUUAGUUCCUGGUCCUUCAAGUCCUUUACGACUCUAAGCCAAAAAUACAUUUACUACAUGUAGGUAAGCAAAAUUAUGCUUAGAAGAACAUUUACAAUGGCUGACAGUUUGGUUUCCUGUGUUUGUGAGACCAUCAUUAACUGCUCUGACAAAUGGAGGAAGCUAAUGAAAGAUAAUCAGUGCCACUAAUGAUGAUGAUGAUGAUGAUGAUGAUGAUAGAUAAAAAAUAAUCAGCAUAUUAGAGGCAAAUGAUUUGACAACAGCCUGUAUUAAAGAAUGUGUUAAGAAUAUAUCCUGACUGAGGAGUAAAGAUCUUGUGGAAAGAAAGUAGUAUGCUGUAUUCCUCCAUAAAAACAGAGUAAUUUCUGGGAUGGUUGGAUGCCUAAGGUGUGGGCUGGAGGAAAGGAGGAAGGGAAACUGACAGUAAGGGCACACUGUAGUAUGAAACAAUUCAUGAUUUCUUUUAGACAUUCCUUGGAUUAUUUGGAAAGGAGAACACUUCUGACAAUGCUGAUUUCUAAUUUUUGGCUGAGUAAAAACUAGGAAGGAAAGCACCUUAAAAUACAUUUCAGACAGCAGUGUUUCAGGAAAGGAGCAUUGCAGAGAGCAGCUGUGCUGAAGCUCACUCAGCACCACGGUGCCCUGCUGGGUGUAUCAGUGUGUGUGGGGAUGGAGGGGUGAAAUGUCACCAGGUCAUUGCUGCUCUUCAGCAUCCAGGGCACACCAAGGGACACCACACCUACACAUUAAAUUUGGUGACACCUCUUUUCUGUACCCAUUCCAUGCCAGAAUGGAAUGGAAACCAUUCUGAGUCUUAUAGUCAUAGGAGAAAGUCAGACUGAAUCAUUUUUAGAUUUCUUCUACAGGAAAUAUUUUCAUGAGGAAGUCUGUGACAAGCAUGGCAGUGACACACGUGUCCCUGUACUGCUUUAAGAAAAUGUUUUGUUUUCAGUAGCUGUGACAAGCUCAGUGUGGUGUCUUAACCUUCCUAAAGGCUGAGAUGCUUUCUGAUUAAAGAAUUUAGCCUAACAUCAUUUGCAAAUCCCUUGAAAGUGUAUGUGACUUUGAGACACGGAAAUUCCGAUAUUUUCACCACUAUCAUCUUGGUUUUGCAAGGAAGAAUACCACGGAUGAGAUUUGGAAACAUGUUAUAUGAAUACAUCUUAGGCAUAAAUGCCCUAGACCUAAAGUCAUCAUUUUUCUCUUUUUGUUGGUUAUAUCAUGGCUGGAAAUCAGUCUGGCCAAGUUCUUGUGUUUAAAAUGAGCAAAUGUCCUGUAUUCAACACUUCACAGAAUGGCAGCAGAAACAGUAGUAUGCAAUGAAUUUAAAGUAAAUGCAAACAUGUGUUAGGUGGGUUUUUCAAAGAGUUAAAAAGAAAGAAAGAGCACAUCAAAAAUUAUGAUGUACAACAUUCUGGCUGUUUAACCUAAAAACAUAUUCCAAGCAAACUAUUUUUAAGGAAAAGUAAACACAACAACUUCUCAUAUUGAAAUGAAGCUCUUCCCUACUUCUUCCAGUAUAUUUGAGAAAUAAAAUGUAGAGCUCUUCGUUUUGGAAAGGGGAGGAAAAAGCUACCCUAACCCUAAUCAUUGCCCUGCAGAGACUGAACUACUGAGCUACAGUUUCUAGAUUUAUUUACUUUAUACAGCAAAGGGAAGAGGAAUAACAACAAUGUAAAAAGUCUGAAAAACCUUUGGAAAACACAACAGCCAAAGUUUCAAAUAUGGAUGGAGGCAGAAGCAGGUUUUAAUCACAAUUGUUAGGAAAAACUGCAGAAAGGCUUGUCAGGUUGCAAUUCAUUGUGGUCUUGUCUAUCACCAUUUGUUGCCAGGCUCAAAAAUUAGGUAGAUAUGAGAGGUUUUUUGCAUAAAAGUUUUAGAAUAUUGUCACUAACCCACCCCCACACACCCAUUUUAUUUCACACUGACAAAAGCUGAGAUGAAUGAGUUGUCUGGCCCUUCCCACUUUGUAUAGUCAUUGGCUGGCUUGGUUCUAAAAGGGAUUUUAAAAAGGGGAAUAAUGUGCCUUUGCCUGGGAUCUGAGAGUGUCAGGGUGCUGAAAAGCUGGUCUGUGAGCUGCCACCAUGCAGAUCUCUUGGGCUGUGUGCGCUGUCUGUGUCGUGACACAAAUCACAUUUCAGUCUGUGCAAGGGUGGCAGAUGUUUAAAAAUGAUGCUACAGAAAUCAUUCCUGAGAUCACUGAAAAUACAGAAACCCCGAUGGAGCCGACUUUCAGCAACAACAACACAAUGAAUCAGGCAAAACAUGGAGGAAGACACAUACAACAAGCUCCAGAGCUGAACGAUGCCUCCGAGUUCAGCUGCAGGGAGAUGCGCACCACGCGCUACGUGACGGACGGGCCAUGCCGCAGCCUGAAGCCGGUCAAGGAGCUGCUGUGCUCGGGCCAGUGCGAGCCCUCGCACCUCCUGCCCAACUCCAUCGGCAGGGGCAAGUGGUGGAGGCACAGCUCCCUGGAUUAUCGCUGCAUCCCUGCCCACACCCGCACCCAGCGCAUCCUCAUGGCCUGUCCCCAGCAGGAGACUCGGACUUACAAAUUCCGAGCGGCCACGUCCUGCAAGUGCAAGCGCUACACUCGCUACCACAACCAGUCCGAGCUCAAGGACUUCGGCAAGGAGACCCCCCGGCCCCAGAAGAACAAGAAGCCACAUCUGUCCAGAGCCAGGAGCGCCAAAUCCAACCAGCACGAGCUGGAAAAUGCUUAUUAGGAGGUGGCUCUGGGUGACACGGACUAGCAGCUCUGGAUGUUUUCUGAACCAUCAAAAGGCACUCAGAGGCCACAGCACGAUGUUCUGACUGCAGUAGGUUCCAAUUCCUUCUGCUAAGCUGGGUCAAAGGCUCACAUAGGCAAAAAUCUAUCAGAUUAUAGCAUUUAUGGUCUGAUAAGAGGAUGAGAGAAAGCGAGCUGGAGGGAGCUGCAGGUGCCCCUUGGAGGCCCUUGGAGUUUGUGUGUCCUGUACGAGUAGGAAGGCAGAGGAAAGUGAAGCUGUUGUGGUGACAAUCACGCUUUGCUAAAAACCCCUCCACUCACUUCAUGUGAAAAGAAUAUUGAGAUUCCAUUCCCAGACAACGAUGCAGGACAAGCUUGCAAUUAGGGAAGCACCAGGAGAGUUAGCACUCUCCAAAGGAGCCAUAGAAAGUUAGGGGUAGCAGGGAUUUCAGGUUAUGGUGAAUUAAAUCAAAUUGUUGGAAAAUUAACACACUAUCAGAUGUCCUCGUGCGCCAGGUGUUUCCUCUCGAACACAGAAAUCAAAAUAUGACACUAGUGUUCUCAAAACAGAAGUAAAAGUGUGACAAAUCUAUUUCAUACUUUUAAUUAAAAGAUUAUGGGGUCGACAAAUUCAAAACUGAGAUUUGGCAAGUAAAACCAUAUUGAUUUAGGAACAAUGCUUUGUUUGAGCAAUUCAACAAAUUCUUCUAAGUGGAGCUGAUUUAUGAAAAAGAUGCUCCUCUCAAGCUAGAUAACCUCUCUGAUGUUUGUCCUGUAAACAGCUAACAUUAUACCUAGUUUAACAUAGAAGAUACUGAUUAUUCCUUAUUUCCUAGAACACAUUUGACUUUAAUAUCAGCUUAGAUAUGUCCAUUUACAUUUUCUAGUCUGUAGUUUGGAUUAUCUGGCCACACACUCUGUAGCACUAAAACUGUGCAAGCCAAGCUCUGUGAGAAAGGUGGUGGUUCUGCAAUAAAAGUGAGCCUCUGCUGAGUCAUUAAUUCCUCUAGAAAAGUCUUUAGGAUAUGCAGCUUUGAUAAAUCUUUAGUUUGGCAGCAACUUUCCUUUGCUUAGCUUCUCAACACUCAGACUAAUGUUUGUGUUUUUACAUUAAAGAAUACUGUUAGAAAGUGAAUUGUCACAUACUGCAUAUGUCCUGUAGAAUUUAUGCUGAAAUAAUAUAAAUUGUGGAAAUUUGCAAUGUUGAUAGAUUUUUCGGUUAUUUUAUGUGAGACCAGAAUCUAGAGAGAAAAGGUAUCAUUUCAGAGAAUGAAUUAUGUAUUUAUUUUUUUUUUCCCAGAAAUUAUUUAUGCAAUGUUUUAACUUGUAGAGAAUGAGAAGUAAUACUGCUUUAAAAAUAUUUGUCUGUUAUUUUUAAUUUUAAAUACAUUGUUAAUAAAGUAGAAAUAAUGAUUAAUUAUAGAAAGACUCAUUGAUUUUCAGCUACACUAUAAUGCUGAUUUCCUGCAAAGCCAGGGAUUUACAGAACAGUCAGGGUGUCAAGUCCAGUUUCAGUGAUCAGAAAUGUCGAGGUCCUUAAUUUUAACAUCCUACACAUCCCUAAAGAAACUCCACCCUGGAACUCCCUGCCUCAUGGAAAAGAUCUUCCUGGGCAGAUGAGUAGCUCAGAAUUAUUUCUGUAUUCUCA
This is a messenger RNA of Poecile atricapillus (Black-capped chickadee), 7362 nucleotides long. RefSeq names its product sclerostin (gene SOST). The record is from RefSeq and is a predicted model, not a curated record. The transcript has 3 exons. Gene Ontology annotation, molecular function: BMP binding. Gene Ontology annotation, biological process: negative regulation of Wnt signaling pathway; ossification; negative regulation of BMP signaling pathway. NCBI's taxonomy places the organism in Eukaryota, Metazoa, Chordata, Aves, Passeriformes, Paridae. Bases 5071 to 5712 code for a protein of 213 amino acids.